GCCCGGUUGUGACGUCACAGGGGGCGCUGGUUGCAGAAUCAGUGCGUGGCAGUCACUCACUUUUUUGUGGACAUCCUGCAAACAACAUCUGGACUUUGGGUACAAGAAAUGUCAAACAACGACAAGCAGAAGCGGCAACAACCGCCAGGCUGCUGUCUUGUCUGCUGUGCUGCAGCCCACUCAGGAGAUCCAUGACCAACCCGUGGACUUUGUGCAAGUUUUCCUACUACUUACAGCCGCCAUGGAUCAGUCUGUAGCCAUCCAAGACACCCUGGAAGGAUCAGAAAACUGCAUAAUAGCUGUACAAUGUGAUGUCCUCUUAGAUGAUAUCACUGAAAGCAGACUGCUGGGAUUGGUACAGUCUGCAAAAGAACAUGCAAUCUUUAUUUAUACCCAUCGACGGAUGGCCAUCACUGCUGAUGAUGUUUGCCUGGAGGAUGUCGUACCGAUCUCCCUGGACUUUGCUGUAGUUGAGAUUUCUUCCUCAGAGAAGCUUGCACUCGUUGGCGCUGAUACCCGAGUGAGAGUGAGUUACCACGAAGACAGUUUGGAGCUCGUACUUCCUUUCGGGUCCCACUCGCGACUCUUCCUCGCCGAGGUCAUCAGAGCGUGGAGCGAUGUUUGCAAGUUUCCCUCCCAAGAAGCCAAGUUUGAGUGGAUCAGCAAAUACCGAACAGCUACCAGAGGCCAGGGACUCGUCAAACAAGCCCUUGCACCCCUCGGCACAACACUGAAUAAACUCAACCAGCACAGGAAAACAGAGAAAUCGUCAGACAAGAAAAAGGGAAGCUUGGAAGGACAAAAAAGUUCCAACAGUGCGACGCACAUCACCAGAGCACAUUACGCCCCUGAAAGCCAGGGCAUAUCCAGCCGAGACGACCGUGAUGACCUGGUUCGCUCCUCCAGUCACAUGCCAUCCAACAAAGCGCACAUUUUAGCGAUGCCGCAGUUUGGCCUGCGAGACAACCUCAUCAGGUGUGAGCUGCUGAAGAAUGAGGAUCUGUACAUUUACCGAGAGCAUUUCAGUUUUUUCCUGGGCACGUACAAUGUGAAUGGGCAGCCACCGAAGGAAAGCCUCCAUCCAUGGCUGAGCUGCACCCCCAACCCUCCUGACAUGUAUUGUGUGGGCUUCCAGGAGCUCGACCUCAGUAAAGAGGCUUUUUUCUUCAACGACACUCCCAAAGAGCUGGAGUGGACGAAGGCCGUGUCUGAAGCCUUGCAUCCAGAUGCCAAGUAUGCCUUAGUGAAGUUGGUUCGCCUGGUGGGCAUCAUGCUGCUCUUCUACGUGAAGAAGGAGCAUGCCGAGUUCAUCUCGGACGUGGAGGCCGAGUCGGUGGGAACCGGGAUAAUGGGGCGAAUGGGAAACAAAGGCGCGGUGGCAAUCCGGUUCCGCUUCCACAACUCAGACAUCUGCGUGGUCAACUCUCACCUGGCGGCACACGUCGAAGAGUAUGAGAGGCGCAAUCAGGACUACAAGGACAUUUGUAGCCGGCUUCAAUUUCGACCGAUUGAUCCUUCUCAGCCCUCACUGAAUAUCAUGAAGCAUGAUGUGGUUUUAUGGAUCGGGGACCUCAACUACAGGAUCAGCGACCUCGACGUCAACAAUGUAAAGGAUCUAAUCAGCAAGAAGGACUUUGAGAUGUUGCACACUUACGAUCAGCUCAAGAGGCAGAUCGACGAGGAGGCGGUCUUUGUUGGCUUUGUGGAGGGGGAGAUCGACUUCCAGCCCACCUACAAAUAUGACACAGGCUCCGACAUGUGGGAUACCAGUGAAAAAUGCCGCGUGCCUGCGUGGUGUGAUCGCAUUCUGUGGCGAGGAAAGGAGAUCAAGCAGCAGCAUUAUCAGAGUCACAUGACUCUCAAGACCAGUGACCACAAACCUGUCAGUUCCUUGCUUGUCAUCGGGAUCAAGAGAGUUAAUGCAGAAUCCUACAAGAAAACCUUCGAAGAAAUUGUUCGCAAUUUAGACAAGAUGGAGAACGAGUGCAUUCCGUCCGUAACCUUGUCCAAGCGAGAGUUCCACUUUGAGAACGUGAAGUACAUGGAGCACCAAGCCAAGACGCUGAGCCUCUUCAACGACGGCCAGGUCCCGUGUCAAUUUGAGUUCAUCCAGAAGCCUAACGAGGACACGUACUGCAAGCCCUGGCUCACAGCCAACCCUCCCAAAGGCUUCAUUGCUCAGGGCUCUUCUGUCGACAUCGACCUCGAGGUUUUUGUGAACCGCUCGACAGCGCCCGAGCUAAACUCGUGCACGCAAGAGAUGGAAGACAUCCUAGUCCUGCACCUGGAACGUGGCAAGGACUACUUCAUUUCUGUGACGGGACACUACCUGCCCAGCUGCUUUGGCACACCCAUCCACAUGUUGUGUCGGCUGAGGGAGCCCAUCCAAGACAUGCCCCAUGAGGCCCUCCGUGAACUGGUGGUAACAUCCAGGAAUGAGAUUGAGAGCGUUGAAAAGCCUCUUGACAUUCCAAAAGAACUGUGGAUGAUGGUGGAUCACUUGUUCCGCAAUGCAAUCAAACAGGAAGACAUAUUUCAGCAACCUGGACUCCGAAGUGAAUUUGCCGAAAUAAGGGACUGCCUCGACACCGGCAUGGCAGAUUCUCUCUCUGGCAGUAACCACUCAGUAGCAGAGGCCUUGCUUCUCUUCCUGGAUGCCCUCCCAGAGCCAGUGGUCCCCUAUGCUUUUUACCAGCAGUGCCUUGAGUCUUGUUCCAAUGCCAGCCAGUGUGAGAAGGUUAUUUCCGCGCUACCUCAGUGCCACAGAAAUGUUUUUAACUACUUAGCCGCCUUCCUGCGGGAGCUGUUGAAGAAUUCUGCAAGUAAUCGGUUAGAUGUUACCAUCGUAGGCACCAUCUUUGCCUCACUGCUCCUCAGGUCGCCCACCAAGCAGGACCUAGCAGAGAAGAGGAAGGCGCGAGAGUUCUUUCAGCACUUCUUAGUCCAGGGAUCAUUGUCAUCAUCAUCAUCAUCAUCAUCCUAGAUUGGAGGACCACCAACUUUAAAUUAACACUAUAAUCUAUUGUGCAAUGUUUGAAAUAAACUGUUAAUAAUUUUGCAUAUUCCUUGGUAAGUCUUCAUAAACAUCAAGAUAGUAUGGUUCAUAUAAAUGACUUACCCGUGGAUGCAUGGAGAGACCACUUCAAAUGUAUGUUUAUUGUAUUUAAUUACAAUUUGUAUUUUAAUGUUUCUGAUCCCGACAGCAUCAGUGUUUUCUAUAUAAAGUUGUUGGAAAGUGACUGUUUUGUG
Molecule: messenger RNA, 3249 nt
Organism: Dunckerocampus dactyliophorus (ringed pipefish)
Lineage: Eukaryota; Metazoa; Chordata; Actinopteri; Syngnathiformes; Syngnathidae
Gene: inpp5b
Product: inositol polyphosphate-5-phosphatase B
Exons: 23
Coding region: 242-2983 (913 amino acids)
Biological process (GO): phosphatidylinositol dephosphorylation; signal transduction
Cellular component (GO): membrane; cytosol
Molecular function (GO): phosphatidylinositol-4,5-bisphosphate 5-phosphatase activity; inositol-1,4,5-trisphosphate 5-phosphatase activity
Source: RefSeq, a predicted model, not a curated record